Molecule: messenger RNA, 2319 nt
Organism: Rubroshorea leprosula
Lineage: Eukaryota; Viridiplantae; Streptophyta; Magnoliopsida; Malvales; Dipterocarpaceae
Source: the annotation of a GenBank genome assembly
AUUAUUUAUGUACUGCAAUUUUGUUAUCGAUAGUUUUCUGAGAGGCUUGUAAGUUAGCAGCAAGCUUGUCCCUGAAUUUCCUAGUUAUUGAGAUUUUUAAUUUUGAGUUCUUCAUAUGUUUUUUAUACUUCAUCUCCUCUUAAAUUUUGCCUUUGCUUCCUUAUUUUUCAAUUUGAUGUUUAAAAUUCUAAAUCAAGACUUUGUAUUUAUGUUUCAGCCACCACGCCGCUUACCACCCUCCAGGAACCCUGCCAUGGGCCCAUCUGAAGUCAGACUAUCUGCAGAUUCAAUUCCACCCAGUUCUACAGUGACUUAUGGGUUGCCAAAUAAGACAACUGUUCAAUUUGCUCCUGGAGCAGCUUUGGAAAAAAAGGCUUCUUUGCAUGGAAUUGGAGAAGACGAGCCCUCUGUUAAUUCACCUGAUGAAAAUGAUACGUCUUCUAACAGUGACAAAGAUACUGAAAAGCCAGAAAGGUCCACCAUUAGAAAGGCUUAUAUACAUGCUCGAAAUAUGCCAAAGAGAAAUGACGAGGAGCUAGAACAACUCUCCAAAGAGUCAAAAUCUGUUUUCAUUCCUCUCUUUGAGAAGGCACUGACUGCCAGUGAUGCUGAACCAAAGAAUGGGCGCCUCAUUCUACCAAAGAGAUGUGCAGAGGCUUACCUCCCUAAAGUUACUGCUCAACAACGAGUCCCCAUCAAAGUACAGGACACAAGGGGAAAUGACUGGCAAUUUUACUAUAGGAUUUGGGCAAAUUCUAAUGGCAGGAUGUAUGUUCUGGAAGGGCUUAAAGAGUAUGUGAACAUGAUACAAUGGGAAGCAGGUGACACAGUUGUAUUUUACCGGAGAGAGCCAGAAGGAAAUUUGGUUAUAGGAGUCUCAAGGGCUCAAGCUGGUGAAUCAGGCCAGAAGAGUUCAGCUUGAGGAACCGAAACAAGAGUAUUACCCUUAAAAGACUGGUGUGAACCCUGUGCUUUUCAGGGAUGAUGUUGGAGGUCUUUUUCUGCUUGCACCUUGCUGUAAUCAGUCAAACUUUAGUAUGUUGAUGAGUCUGCUUGUGUUUCAAAAACUCAGUCAUCCUUUUCUCUGUUAUUAGCCAAACCUUCAAGAAAACACAUGCGAUUAAAUAAGCUAUGCUAAUAUGCAUUUGAUGAGAAAAUGAAAUGUUGAGAUUGUUUGAAGUAUUAUGUCCAUUUAAAGCUGAUUCCUUUCCUUUUUUGUAUUUUGUGUUACCUAAAAAGUGCGCAAUCAUUUUUGUAAACUUCGUCACUGCAAUUGUAUAAAUGCCUCGAUAUCCAGCUGAUAUUUCUUAUGCUAUCAUCUCUUUCUGAAAAUUGUUUGAAGAACUCUGGUCUCUUUGAUGGCUAUAGAAAUUAGCUUUUUAUGGAUGUUGAACUCAAUCUUUUUCUUCUGUUUGACAGUUUGUAUCUGCAAGACAAAGGACAUUUGGGUCUGUGGAUGAGCUCUGUUGCGAAGCCAGAUACAUCAGUCUGAGAUGAUGGAAGACCAAAUAAUGAAAGAUCAGUAUCAAGAUAGAUUCUUGUUGAAUUCCUGGUGUAUCAAGUAUAGCUAGCAACAACUUUGCAGGAUGUGUUGAAGUCUUGGUGUAUCAGAUAAUCACUAUGAACUACUUUGCUGGAUGUGGGGGGAAUGGGGAGUUAAAGUGGAGUGGCUGGAUUCAUUUCCAACUUAUGUAUCAUUUCUUCUCUUGGUAUGUUAUUUUUCCUUUUCUGUUGCAUUCCUUUUGCAGAAUUGUGCAUUGAAUCAAGAUCUGUUAAUAUAGGUUGUCUGUGGACCUGAUUGCAAUACUUGGAAUGAAAUGACAGCUUCAGCACUUCCUUUGCAGUUCCCAAGUAUUUCAGAGUUUAAUCAAACGUUCUAACACUUAAAUCAAGCUCCCUAUUAUCCUUGGUGCAGGAGGCAAAAGUAUGUUGCUGCUUUAUACAUGGUGAUGAUAGAUUCAAAAAACAGUUUCAUGAACGUUAUAAUGUUCUGGUUGCAUGUAAGUUUAGUAGCUGAUCUUCUUCUGCAAAGGAAGCUUUAGCCAACAUGCAUGUGGGGGUACAAAAACCAUUGUGGAGGAACAAGUUCGAGAAAUUUCCCCAUAAACUGUUUUUAUACUUUUAUGUACUAGUUGAAUGGAUCCAGUCUGUCUAUUACUCUUAACUGGAGAACGAUUCCGUUGAACUUGAAAUCCCUUGCUGGGAAGGGUUACUGAUGGGUGGAUGGAAAGAACAGUGUUGCAGUUGAGUCAUUAUUUAUUCAGUUUUGAACUUUAAUUUCUACAGGGUGUAAGCUGUCGGAUACCAACUUUGUCAUUU